Messenger RNA from Danaus chrysippus (African queen), 1566 nucleotides. Lineage: Eukaryota; Metazoa; Arthropoda; Insecta; Lepidoptera; Nymphalidae. The record is from the annotation of a GenBank genome assembly.
AUGGUGACGUCAGAGGAUUCAAAACUGAAUAUAUAUGAGGACACAAAAUUAUUAUGGUCUUGUGAUUUGAAUCAUAAAGCUAUAUCGAUUUCGCGAUGUUUCUUAAACUCUUUGUCGGGAGGUAUAGUGACGUUGUCAGAAGACGGAACGGUAAUUGUCAGUUAUUUGGGUACGGAACCCGAUUUAAAUUCCAAUGCUAACCCAAUUACCGAAACUAUAGACCCUGGAGAGGUUCAGUUGCAAAUAGAUGAAGUUGAAAAGUCACUACAAAAGGUUUUGGACGCGAAAGAGGAAAUUGAAGAAACCUACGCCGAUUUAGAACGUGUUAUAACAAGUAAAAUCACUAUCGGCAAACCGAUUAAAACUUCAACUGACUACACUAUGGAACCGGUCACUGUUUGCCCGGUAUUUGUAACAAUUACAACAAAAGAGCCCAAAUUAAUCCAAAGUAUACAAGUUACAUAUGACUGUACAGCACCUUUUGUUAGUUCUGAAACCACAGUCUGCUUAGAGAAUAUAAAUGGAACAGAAAUUAUUGAGACUUUUAUUCAUUUAUUGGGCUCGUUAAAUGUAACACGAACAAGUAUAAUGAUUAUUCUAACGAUCAUUGACGCAACUGGUAAAAUAAGAACAAUAGAAAAAACAGCGUUUGUACCACUAACAUUAUUCUGUUCAUUUGUGGAACCAGUAUUAGACCAUGACUUUAAAUUACCGAUAAAGUUAAAUCGGUCUGAAAUAACUUUCAAAGAUAUAGUUAAUGAUUUUACUGAAGAGGAACUAGGAACUGACUUUUUAUCCGAAAACAUUAUUUCUUUCGUCUAUCACAAUUCAGAUAAAACUGUGACUUUGAAAAUUUCCGAUGGUAUAUGUUCAAUAGAGGCGAACACAUUUUCGGAAAUAGUACCAAUAGUUGAAUAUUUCAUACAAAAUCUUAAUCACCGCGUGGAUCGAAAAGUUAUAGAUUUUCAAAUAUUCUGUGACUUUGACGGAGAAAUAAUAAGACAGAUAAUGCAAACCUUUUUGAAGUCGAUCGAAGGUCACGUGAAAGAACGGAUAAUAUUAAAAAGUUUACAGGAGGAGCUCAAUGUACUUCAAAGACAAUUUACCGUGAUUCAGAAACGACUUCUGGUUCAAUAUGGCUCCCACCCGCCUGGUAACUGCGACAGUUUAGAAUUUCUCAUGAAGGACACCUACGAACGCAUUAAAACCGUUUCAAACAAUAUAUUGGAGAGCAAAGAAUACGUAUUGAGGGCCAGCGGCAGUGUAAGAGGUGCGGGUUAUCUUUUAAUGAAUAUACUUAGAGAUGCCAUUCCUGAUAAUUCGAACGAAUGGGAGGAAGCCGUUUUUCAGGGAUCGUCAUACAUAUUAAACAAAAUAUUACAAAAAUCCGACAAAGAUAAAGAAAAACUCGCACCUCUCACAGAUCAAGACAUUCUCUCGAAGACCAAUGUGAAGAAAUUACUUAAACAGCUGCGUUUGAUACUGGAAAAAGUUUUUAGCGAAAUAAAGGACAUAACAGACCUCGGGAGCGACACACGCGUACAAGAAUUUGUAGAAGUUAUAUAA